Messenger RNA from Mesorhabditis spiculigera, 288 nucleotides. Lineage: Eukaryota; Metazoa; Nematoda; Chromadorea; Rhabditida; Rhabditidae. The record is from the annotation of a GenBank genome assembly.
AUGGGAGCCGUUUCCGGUGCUUUUCUGAGGGGGCGAAAGGAGGAGGGAGAAACAGCAAUCAUGUCGUCCUCUGAAUCCCGCUCCAACUGGUCUUUCUCCAAUGCCUUCACCCUCGCAUGGGCUAACCUUCUGGCCGUCUCCCCGAAGAAGGGAUCAGUUUUGAAUAUUGAUGUUCCAGAACCUCUCCCACCCCGCAAUUCCCUCCGACGUAUCUCCCUCCAAAAUCGCGCUGAAACAAAAAGCACCGACACUCACUACCUUCACAGCUAUGGCUCGCUGAAUCUACCC